Messenger RNA from Lachancea meyersii CBS 8951, 393 nucleotides. The record is from the annotation of a GenBank genome assembly. Lineage: Eukaryota; Fungi; Ascomycota; Saccharomycetes; Saccharomycetales; Saccharomycetaceae.
AUGACUGCAGUUCCUAUUAGCUUCCUUUUGAAUUCUUCAGAGUUUAUACCUUCUCUUGAGAUUGGGAAGACACUGAGUGCUAAUGAAGUGAGGAUUGUGAAUGAGAUUGGUUCCUUAGCAGAGUCAUUAUCCCUCAAUCUUAGACUACUUGAACCCCGUUCAUUUCCCGAGUUUAGGAUAAGGGAGGGCCAUUUCUCGCAUUGCUCCAAGAUAUACUUGGAAGAGUGGUUUGUUUCCAAUUCAGCAUCUCCUUACCUCAGCAGUUCCGAGGCUCAUAGGAUCUGCGAAAAAACUGGCCUCACCUUGAAACAGGUUCAGAACUGGAUGGCAAAUCGCAGAAGGAAAUGUAGGAGAAUUAGCAUUGAACCUGCCCUCUUGCCUCUUCUCGAUUGA